Molecule: messenger RNA, 1467 nt
Organism: Megalops cyprinoides (Indo-Pacific tarpon)
Lineage: Eukaryota; Metazoa; Chordata; Actinopteri; Elopiformes; Megalopidae
Product: homeobox protein Dlx4b-like
Exons: 3
Coding region: 241-1008 (255 amino acids)
Biological process (GO): embryo development; negative regulation of transcription by RNA polymerase II; cell differentiation
Molecular function (GO): DNA-binding transcription factor activity, RNA polymerase II-specific; RNA polymerase II cis-regulatory region sequence-specific DNA binding
Source: RefSeq, a predicted model, not a curated record
UUGCGAACUUUUCCCAUGAUUUGAAUGAGAUUACCUCCUAAAGUCUGAUUAAGUCCACACACUUCAUUUUCCAAGGAUCUGGAAAUAUAUUUUCAACUCUUGGAAAUACUCUGAUCCCGCUGCGCUUUUUUGUUCUUGGCGUUAAUUUUAGGGAUGGAUCCGAUUCGUCUUCUCUCUCACUAGCGGUGAUUACUUUAUGCAGUCCUCUGUAAUCCGUCGUUUUUAUGGACUCCUCGAUCAAUGAUGACUAUGAGUUCAAUGUCUGAUAGUUUGAUUGCUUCAGACCCCUCUAAAUCGGCGUUUUUAGAAAUUGGUCACGGGCUGCCCACGCAUUCUCAGCACUCCCCCGGACUGUCUCACAACCACUACCCCGUUCAUGGCUUACAUACUGGCGGACACUCGCAGCACGACAACCCCUUCUCUUCGUCGGCGUCCUCGUACGGGCGCUCGCUGGGGUACCCCUACUCAAGCACGGUAAGCACUCCCCACCCGAGUGCCUACCUGUCCUACCAGCACAAUAGCCACAGCAGCACUUUCGGACAUACAAGAAUAGAGGACACAGAUCACGAGAAGCCAACAGUCAUUGAGAAUGGAGAAAUACGGUUGAACGGCAAAGGCAAGAAGAUCCGAAAACCCCGAACCAUCUAUUCUAGUUUACAGCUGCAGGCCCUGAACCAGAGGUUCCAGCAAACCCAGUACCUCGCGCUGCCUGAGCGCGCAGACUUGGCGGCUAAACUAGGCCUGACCCAAACACAGGUGAAGAUAUGGUUUCAAAACAAGCGCUCCAAGUACAAGAAGAUAAUGAAGCACGGCACAAGCGGUCCGGAAGGAGAGCUUCUGCACACCACCUCGUCCAUCUCGCCUUGUUCGCCAGGACUGCCGCAACUAUGGGACGUGUCAAUGGCUAACAAAGGAGCACCCAUGCACUCAAGCGGCUACAUGAACAAUUUCGGACACUGGUACCCCACCCAUCACCAGGAUACGAUGUCGAGACCUCAGAUGAUGUGAUAGUAUCAUGUCAGUUUUAACAGUGCAGACGUCCAUCCACCGACUUCGGACUCAGACCACGCACUAUACCUUUCAUCCUUUCCUCCCUUGCUUUAGAACUGUUUCAAAAGGUAUAGGCUACGUGUACAAAUUUUAAUCGAUUUUUUCUUUCAUAGUUGUGAGUAAAAUGUGCCUUUUAAUGCGGCGUAUCAUUAAAAGAGACACGUUUCGUGUAAAUGUUGAGUAAAUGUUUUUGUUUUUUGUUUGAAAUGUAUAGGACUAUUUUGUUGUUGCUUUAAAUGACAUACUCGGGUAGGAAAAGAGACUCCAAAGGCAUAUAUUGUGUUAACCCUACCGCGGAUUUCGAAUGGCGGGGCAUUUUCGGCUGUUAUUUCAACUGCAGUUGUGUGAUCACCCUCCUGCAGAUUUUCGGGAAAUAUGAAGUCUUUUGUCGUGUGAUAAUCUGAAAAAUACGAUGAU